Messenger RNA from Pichia membranifaciens NRRL Y-2026, 1890 nucleotides. RefSeq lists its product as hypothetical. The coding region runs from base 28 to 1842 and encodes 604 amino acids. Gene Ontology annotation, biological process: formation of translation preinitiation complex; translational initiation. The transcript has a single exon. Gene Ontology annotation, molecular function: translation initiation factor activity. The record is from RefSeq and is a predicted model, not a curated record. NCBI's taxonomy places the organism in Eukaryota, Fungi, Ascomycota, Pichiomycetes, Pichiales, Pichiaceae.
GGGAUAUGACCACAAAGCCGAGCCGGUAUGUUUAAGAAACAUUUGGAGGUGAAGCCGAGCUCUAACAUUAAGUCGUCUGAGAAGAGGCGUUUGCAGGAAGAUGUACAGAAACACAUCGAAGGACUGAGAUUUCCUGGAAAACUCUCCAAGGCAUUUUUCAACAGCAAUGAGGUGAGCAAGGGCACACUAUUCUUUGAUUCGGAGACCAAGGAUCCAGUGUUCUUCCAGUUGCGUGAUGGCAAGAAUCUUGUUCCGACGUUGCACGAGCUCUGGGCAUCUGUCCACGGGUCAGAGCCACUCCAAAUGCCGGUUAUCAUGACCCACGAAGCUGUCAUUGAACGGUUAGUGAACGGGUCAGACCUUAUGAUCAGAGGCUGCAUUGAGCCGUAUGGUUCCGGCUUACGGUCUGGAGCUGUUGUGGCAGUUGUGGACUACAAGACACCGAACGUAGCGAUGGCGGUGGGGAAGUGUUUGAUGGAUUUGGAGGGUAAGCGUGAGGACGAGAUCCCGGAUUCGGGGAAGGUCGUGCAGGUGUGGACCGUUGUCGGGGAUCAUUUGGCGUCGCUGGGGAGAAGCAUGGAUGAGGUGUUGAAGGAGGCGGAAAGAAGAAAUGUUCAAGAACAACAGCAAAAGGGCGAUGCCGAGACACAGACAGAAGAUGCGGAACACGCCCUGGCGACUGUUUCGCUAGAUGAGAAGGACGAGAAGGACGAGAAGGACGAGAAGGAGGUCGAAGAGUUGAAGAAAGAAGUCGAAGUAAAAGUUGCUGAUGCUGCUGACGGAGAGGAUCACGAUGAGCCCGACGAGUACGUCAUGAGCACUGAGGACAUCGACGAGAUGUUCCGGAGGGCGGUGCUGUACACAUUGAACCAGGACAAGCUGGAGUUCCCGCUUCUGGCAUCCCAGUUCAUGUCAGGCCACGUGCUCAAGAAUCUCCCACCCGUGGACGACAGCGUGGUGAACAUGAAGCGGACGUCGUGGAAGAAGAGCGGCAAGUUUCUCAAAGCAAUGGAAAAGGAGACGUUGCUCAAGCUCAAGGGCAAGGACGACAAGCUCAGCGUCGUCUCUGUGGCACCCCGUUCCGACCCACGGGUGCUGAACUUUGUGCCGUACCGGAUCCAGGGCUUGGCGACACAGACGGCAGCCAAGACGGAUGCCAAGACGACGCCGGGGACGGCGGCCUCGUCCGAGGGAGCCGUCCCGCCUUUGGUCGUCAAGACGUACCUCAAGCCCAGCAACGCGUCUCGCAUGAUGUUCAAUCGUCUCGACGCCGUCUACGACUACUACUACACCGAAAACGAGAUAAAGGCCUUUGUGCAACGGUACAUGCGCCAGAACCCGCAGCUGGUGUGCCGAGCCAGCCCCGACUACAUCGAGCCGGAUGACAUCCUCGGCGGGUUCGUCCUGGCAGAUGUCCGGCGGGUCAAGCGUGUAGACAUGGUGAACAAAGUCGUCGCCUCCUGCACGCUCUACCACGCCGUGUACCGGGAGGGCGACGCCAAAAGUAACGACGUGCUCGUGAAGAAGCGUCUUGUGCCCAAGCGGGGAAAGCCGCCCACCGUGAGCAUCACCAUCGAGAGCGUCAAGGUCGGCCGCCGGGUCGUCACCCGUGUCUCCGGCCUCGACGCCUUCUACGUGGACACAGACCGCCUUGCCGACGUCCUCAAGGUCAAGUGCAGUGGCUCCUGCACCAUGUCGGACGAUCCGAGACGGGGACCGACGCUAGGCGUCCAGGGCAGCCACGAUGCGGCAGUCAUCAGCGUCCUCUCCAAGGACUGGGGGGUGCCGUCUGCGUGCUGCACCGUCGACAACAAGACCAGCUUCCGCAAGAAGCGUAAGUAGCCUUUGUAGCAUAUAUACUGUAUGCAAAUUAAGAAAGUCCUGUCAGAA